Rotaria sp. Silwood2 is the source of this 279-nucleotide messenger RNA. The record is from the annotation of a GenBank genome assembly. NCBI's taxonomy places the organism in Eukaryota, Metazoa, Rotifera, Eurotatoria, Philodinida, Philodinidae.
AUGGUCAGACAAUGUCAACAACCAUCAACACGAAAUUCAUUUGAAUCAAUGGAUGGUGUUUUAAAAACAGCACAUUCACUUUUUGAACGUUAUAAAUGUGAACAAAAAUUGGCAAGAAUUAUGAAACAGCAUCCUGAAAUCUUGGAUCAAGUUACAACAGAAAUUUGUCGAGCAAUUGCUCUUUAUAUUGAUGAUUAUAAUGAUGACUUCAGAUCAUUUGCACAACAAUUUGCUUUAGCUAUUUGGUCUUUAUUAACACAAUUAAUUCAGCGAUGUUGA